Hermetia illucens (black soldier fly) is the source of this 609-nucleotide messenger RNA. RefSeq names its product protein CutA homolog. The coding region runs from base 112 to 588 and encodes 158 amino acids. Gene Ontology annotation, biological process: response to metal ion. Gene Ontology annotation, molecular function: copper ion binding. The record is from RefSeq and is a predicted model, not a curated record. The transcript has a single exon. Lineage: Eukaryota; Metazoa; Arthropoda; Insecta; Diptera; Stratiomyidae.
AAGGACAACACUGGUGGCAAAUUGAUAUGUCAAAUUGUGUGCCGCUCUGUCGACUCGCAGGAAGACGUUUUUUCGUGCGCGCUUCUUGUUGCUUAUUAUCCAUUUGAACUUAUGAAGGUUUUCAGAUCUUAUAUAUUUAGCUUUUCAUAUCUUGCAUUGUUUGUGAAACCUUUGGGAUCAGUGGCAUUCUCACAGUGCAGCACAGUUCCGACCAUGGAUAGGAAGCAGGGAGGACUACCUUGUACAGGCGAUUACACACCUGGUGCUAGUUCAGUGGCUUUGGUAACAACACCCGAUGAGACUUCUGCGAAGAAAAUCGCGAACGGAUUGAUUUCGAAGAAGUUGGCGGCUUGCGUGAACAUUGUUCCACGAAUCACAUCCAUCUAUGAAUGGGAGGGCAAGGUCAAUGAAGAUAGCGAGUGCCUCAUCAUAAUUAAGACUAGAACUAGCCGGGUAGAAGAGCUAGUUGGGUUCGUGAGAGAGAAUCACCCAUAUAGUGUCGCAGAGGUUAUUUCCCUACCUAUAGAGAAUGGUAAUUUUCCUUAUCUUGAUUGGAUUGCAAAGACUGUACCAGAAAAAUCGAAAUAAAUUACCUACUUUAACGAUUAA